AUGAGUGCUUCUACUUCAUCUCGUUCAUAUUCUAAACCACAAUACACAUCGGAAAAUGUAAAAGAUGCUGUUGCAGCUUAUAAAUCUGGUUCAAUGACAUCUGUUGAAGCAACAAAAACAUUUAAAGUACCAGAAAGUACUAUUCGUAAUCAUGCACAGAAUUCGCAAUUGAGAACAGGUGUUGGUCGAAAAGCAGUAUACGAUAAUAAAAAGGUUCAUAAUAAUUCAAUAUAUGAAACACGUAAGAAACGGUUAUGUAAUUUUCUUAAUCGUUGGAAAAAUGAAUUAAAACGUAUGCGGGAAAAGAAAUUAGAGAGAGCUCGAAAAAUAGGUUUCACUGAAGAAAUUCGAGUUGGCUGGUUUAAUUUAUUACACGAUAUUAUGUCAAAAAAUGACUUACUUGACAAGCCAAGACAAAUCUUCAACUGUGACGAAACCGGAUUUUCUGAUCAAACAAAAGGUAGACCCGCAUGA
Didymodactylos carnosus is the source of this 474-nucleotide messenger RNA. The record is from the annotation of a GenBank genome assembly. Lineage: Eukaryota; Metazoa; Rotifera; Eurotatoria; Philodinida; Philodinidae.